This is a messenger RNA of Corythoichthys intestinalis (scribbled pipefish), 3104 nucleotides long. It is a transcript of the gene irx7, whose product is annotated as iroquois homeobox 7. NCBI's taxonomy places the organism in Eukaryota, Metazoa, Chordata, Actinopteri, Syngnathiformes, Syngnathidae. Gene Ontology annotation, molecular function: DNA-binding transcription factor activity, RNA polymerase II-specific; RNA polymerase II cis-regulatory region sequence-specific DNA binding. The transcript is spliced from 2 exons. The coding region runs from base 1987 to 2871 and encodes 294 amino acids. Gene Ontology annotation, cellular component: nucleus. The record is from RefSeq and is a predicted model, not a curated record. Gene Ontology annotation, biological process: neuron differentiation; cell development; regulation of transcription by RNA polymerase II.
UGGACCCUAAUUGUAAAGUGUAGCACGUUUGUCCCUUAACUAAGAAAUUAUAAAUGCUUAAGUUUCCCCCCUUAAACAUUAUUAACAUUACUGAAUGCUUUUUGGACCCUUAUUGUAAAGUGUAGCACGUGUGUCUCUUAACCAAGAAAUUAAAAAUGCUUAUGUUCACAAACCCUAAACCUUAAACUCUGACCCUAUCUAGGCCUGUAUAUAUUUUUAAUUUUGCCAAACCAUUAGUUACUGGCUGGUUAUCCAUUAACUAAUGCAUUAACUAAUGCGUUAACUCAUGUUAAUUAAUAUAUUAAUAAAUGUUAGAUAAGCAGUUAUAUUAAUUAUUGUAAUGUUACUUAAACAUUAGUUAUUGUCUUAAAAUGCAUUAACUAAUGUUAAUUAAGAGACCCUUAUUGUAAAGUGUUACCAAUUACUCAAUUUUUAUGCUAUACUAAAAAAUACUAAAUCACUAUUUUGCAUCGACAUUUUUAACAGAAGUGAUUGUUCAUUGAAUUCUAAGAAAAUAAAAUAAAACUUGUUGAAGUCAGUGGUCAAGCAGUCGCUGUCAAUGUAAAGAAUGACUCAUUCUUUUGUAAAUGUAUUAAAAUAAAUGAUUGAUUCAUUUGUAUUGAUUCAUUUAUUUUAUAUUUACUAUAUCUGUUGAAGCGGUAAUGUAAGUAGUUACUGUGUAUUACUCUUUGCCAUUUUGGGGUGAGACAAUUGUUUAAAUACUCUGUUUUAGAAAUGUAUAUAUGUUAUUGGUCAUUACAAAAUUAAAUAUUGUCUUAUAUUAUGUCAGACAAUCAAAUCAAAUUACCACAUUGCAGCAAGUUGUUAACAUGAGAAACGUCAGGUGUGUGUGUGUGUUUCAGAAGUGCAAGCUCACCCUCUAUCAGCACACACAACCACACAUUACCAUCUGUUAUCUAACAAUUAUCAUAUACAUUAGUCAACAUCUGUUUCCCCUAACCUGCUUUCAUUAGGACAACAAAACAAACAAACAAAAGCCGAGCAGCAAUAUGGUAAAAAGGACAUUUGCUUACCCCUUAAAAAUGAAGAAUAAUUAGAAUCUAACAACUGAUAUUCAUUCAGUGACUUGGAUGCAUUAACCCUUUCAUACUUUGUUUUUUGCUUGUUUGUUUUUUUAACUCUUAGCCUAUUUGCCACUCAUUUAACUCAUUGACUGCUAUUACGGCACGAGACGUCCAAUCCAUUUCGUUAAAUCGCCCUUCCCAGUCAAAAUUGAUUGGACAUCUAGCGCCGUCAUUUGCACUGAAACAUGAACAUUCACAAAUAGUCCUUUUGGUUUAAAUUAUUGCCAACAAUGGCAUGCAUUGCAUUAAAUAUUACGAAAGAAAUACAUUUAGAGUGUUACUUUGGGCUGUAAUGAGUGUGGUUUUUGUUUUUUGUAUUUUUUUGUAUUUGUAUUUUAGUAAGUAAAUAUUUUAUAUAUAUAUAUAUAUAUAACAUAUCUAUACUGUUGAAAAAUACAAUAAUGAUUCCACUUUUGAAUAUUGUCCACUGUAGUGACCACUGUCCUUCAAAGACUUAGUUUUGUUAUUUCCCAAAUGGAGAAAUGGCAAAACUGACCUGAGAGUCAUUUUACAGAGAACUACAAUUGAUUAUAUCAUGUACAAUUAUACAUGUGGUCACGUAAAGGUUUUGUUCUCCAGUUAAUGCGCACAACAGAUGAUUAAAGAAAAACUGUUACAAAUGAAAUUCAAGAAAAUAUUGACUUUCAGUGCCUACAAAUGUUGAAAUAGCACGUCCAAACACUAAAAGGAAGAGCAGAGCUUUGAUGGGAUUUAGUGAAAGCUUGACCUGUCAGUCAACACCAGUUGCCCCCCACCCCGCGCUAAACCAUCCCACCACACACACAGAACCCCCACCCUUGACCCCCACCGGUGAGCAUGCAGGAUAUAAGCCCACGCACGUCCCACAGCAGCCCCACACUUUUUUUUUUUUUUGCCAAGCUCGAUCACCACGCAAGGAAACAUGCCCGCCUCGCCACCCGACUUUGGCGCCUUCUUCGUGGACCGGAGCGUGGGGAUGAUGGCCAUGGGGCCCCCUGACCCCGGAUACCUGGGAGCUCAGCAGCAGCACGUCGGGCUCCCCAUGGCCUAUACGGGACUACAUGGAUACAACUUGAUCCCCUUGGCAGCCCACCACCACCAUAGACAUGUCACACACAUGGGUACCACCUUUGACUUGAAGACCGCCACCUCUCCCUACCAUAACGCGCUUCUGGCCCGUGCAGGCCCUUUCUUCCCACCCUACCGGGCCAGCCCAAUAGAGGAGCCCGGACGCGGGGGGGCCAAGGUCGCUACUCGCGAAAGCACGGGGGCACUGAAGGCGUGGCUGGGCGAGCACCUGAAGAACCCGUACCCCACCAAGGGCGAGAAGGUCAUGCUGGCCAUCAUCACCAAGAUGAGCCUGACGCAGGUCUCCACCUGGUUCGCCAACGCGCGCCGCCGCCUCAAAAAGGAGAACCGCGUCAGCUGGGCCUCCUCCAGGUCCAAGUCGGACGAGGAAGACGAGGAGCGGGAGACUGAGGACGAAGAAGAGGAGGAGGACGAGGGGCCUUUGAGGAGGUGUGAUGCAGACGGCCAGAAUGAUGCAACACAGCCGGCUAGCGAGAGUGUGGUGGACGUAGGGGUGACAUCACAGGACGGGGGUGAAGGGGCACGCGUGCAGGCCCCUCCAGAAACCAAAGACACCCAGAAACCCAAAAUCUGGUCGCUCGCCGAGACUGCCACAUCGGAGACGGUGAAGAAACCGGCGGACCACGCUUACCAGUCCGCGGGAAGGAUGUGGGCUGAGUGGGCCGCCAGGAGCGCGCUCCUGGUGCCCGACUGUUACGCCGCCCAUAAAAACCACUAAUGUCCAAUCCCCCACACUCCAAAACCCUGAGACAAUGUUCAUUCUUGAUGCACUUUACCUCUCAGACGACAGGGAUCAAAGUUCACUCAUCCCUGGAAAUCUGCUUCCAGACCAAAGAUGUUUUUAAUGUAAAUAAAUGUAGAUGUAUUUUUCCAACAAACCUGUAAAUUAUGUUUCCUUUCAUCUGCAGAUGGAGGAAUAUUUUUACUUAAAUAAAACCUGAUUUAAGCAAU